Messenger RNA from Neofelis nebulosa (Clouded leopard), 805 nucleotides. It is a transcript of the gene CENPS, whose product is annotated as centromere protein S. The coding region runs from base 101 to 526 and encodes 141 amino acids. Gene Ontology annotation, cellular component: Fanconi anaemia nuclear complex; FANCM-MHF complex. The transcript has 5 exons. Gene Ontology annotation, molecular function: chromatin binding; protein heterodimerization activity. The record is from RefSeq and is a predicted model, not a curated record. Lineage: Eukaryota; Metazoa; Chordata; Mammalia; Carnivora; Felidae. Gene Ontology annotation, biological process: resolution of meiotic recombination intermediates; replication fork processing.
CGCGGUCCGUCUCCGGGCGCCGCGGCGGGAAAUCCGACGGGCUCCUCCCGGCCGCCAGCUCCUACUGCCCUGGCACGCCUGCCUGGGUCGGCCCGGUGAGAUGGAGGAGGACGAGGCGGCCGAGGAGCAGCAGCGAUUCUCCUACCAACAGAGGCUAAAAGCAGCCGUUCACUACACUGUUGGGUGUCUUUGCGAGGAAGUUGCAUCGGACAGAGAGAUUCGGUUCAGCAAACAAACCAUUGCGGCCAUCUCGGAGCUGACUUUCCGGCAGUGCGAAAAUUUCGCCAGAGACCUCGAAAUGUUUGCAAGACACGCAAAAAGAAGCACAAUUAACAUGGAAGAUGUGAAGCUCUUAGCCAGGAGGAGUAAUUCACUGCUAAAAUACAUCACAGAGAAAAGCGAAGAGCUUGCACAGUUUAACUCAGAGCAAAGAGCAAAAAAGAGGAAGAAAUUAGAGGAAGAAAACCAAGAACCAGUGGAGCCAGCAGAGGCUGCAGCGGCAGAACAGGACAAUCCGAGCCUGUAGCCGUCGCUGGCAAAGGCAGCCUUCAGCAGGGAGGUUGCCAAGAGCUUGCGUUGCCACAAAGGGGUUUUCCAAGGGGUCAGUAGAGAUUAAAAUAAAAAGGCUAAGAGGCUUGCUGGGCUGCUUUCUCAGAGUCAUUGGCUGCCAAAGCUGGUGUCAAAGAGACCGGAAACUCUCCAGCACAAUUCUCCCGUCUCUCACCCUCCACUAACACGGGAGGCUUUGAGUGGCCAAGAUUGGAAGCUGUAUCUAUUGCUAAUAAAAUUGUGUCAGCAGCUUAAA